Messenger RNA from Argiope bruennichi, 1961 nucleotides. RefSeq names its product ammonium transporter Rh type A-like. The coding region runs from base 188 to 1645 and encodes 485 amino acids. Gene Ontology annotation, biological process: ammonium transmembrane transport; ammonium homeostasis. Lineage: Eukaryota; Metazoa; Arthropoda; Arachnida; Araneae; Araneidae. Gene Ontology annotation, molecular function: ammonium channel activity. The transcript is spliced from 10 exons. Gene Ontology annotation, cellular component: plasma membrane. The record is from RefSeq and is a predicted model, not a curated record.
GUUACUUCUGAAAGAGGUAUCACAUCAUAAGGAUAUGAAUGUUUCUGUAAAGGACAAGUUGCCAACUAUUGCGUUGAAAGGAUUUGGAAUUAAUCCAGGACGUAAGAUUCGGAAUCGUCAGAUUUUCUUGGUUUCAAACCAUCCAUUUUGGUGAAAGGAAUAAAAGUUGACCUUGUGUGUGAUAGUAAUGGAGCACUUUAAAUACCAGGACCUUGAAGAACUCAAUGCUCCAUCAUCAUUAAGAUCCAUGGCGUUCAAAGGGAAAUUUGCGUUUGCUGUGAUAUUUAUUCAAAUAACUUUUAUAGUGGUGUAUGCGUUUUUUGUAAGCUACACUGAAGAUGCGGAUGCCUCCCAUCCAAAAAACCAUUUUCAGAAUUCGACGGAAAGUGAUUUACAUGCUUUGUAUCCAAUGUUUCAGGAUAACAAUGCCAUCAUCUUCAUCGGUGUUGGGUUUUUAUAUACAUUUCUGAAGAAGUAUGGCUACUCUGGCGUGGGAAUGAAUAUGCUGCUGGCAGCGUUAUCCAUCCAGUGGACCAUAAUCACGCACAAUUGGUGGAAUACAAAAGAUGGCAGAAUACACCUCGAUAUGACAAGUCUCCUGACCGGAGAGUUUGGUGCAGCAAGUGCAGUCAUUGCACUUGGUGGCGUUUUCGGCAAAGUCAGCCCUUUGCAGAUGAUCAUAUUCACAUUAUUCGAAGUACUCAUAUACACGACAAACGAGCACUUUUGCAUCAAAGGUUUUCAUAUUUCAGACGUUGCUGGUUCUGUGUCCUUGCAUAUGUUUGCAGGCAUAUUUGGCUGCUCCGUGGCGUAUGCUGUCGAUAGGAAAGUUCAUGUACAGAACAAUCCAAAUGAAAGUCCUAGCUACGAAUCUAAUAUAUUUUGCAUGCUAGGAACUGUAUUGCUGUGGUGCUUUUGGCCCAGUUUUAAUUCUAGUUUAUCAACGGGAGACGCUCAGUACAGAAGUGUCAUCAACACUUUCCUCGCUUUGCUGGGCAGUUGCAUGAUGGCUUUUGCUAUAUCAUCGCUAUUGCAUAAAGACAAAAAAUUCACAAUGGGUCAGAUACAGAAUGCAACUCUUGCAGGAGGUGUAGCUAUAGGAACCUGUACUGAUUUGAUGAUACAGCCCUUCGGAGCAUUGCUUAUAGGAUCCAUAGGUGGAACCUUGUGUGUUGUCGGAUUCAACUACUUAGCCCCUUUCCUUGCUAGAAUGAAUAUAUACGAUCCUUGCGGAAUUAAUAGCCUGCACGCGUUGCCAGGAUUUUUUGCUGGAAUCACAGGUGUUAUAGCAGCUUUAAUAGCCAAUGAGCAAAACUAUGGUCACAGUUUGUACAAGUUAUACCCAGCCAUGGCACCAAUGCACAAUUCCAGUGAAUUGAUGGAGAUAUUGAAAUAUUCUCCGGAUGUAGCUCCGGGUCUUGCAAGAACGGCACCGAUGCAGGCAUGUUUCCAAUUUCUCUACGUAAUAGAAGUCAUGCUAGUGGCUAUUUUGACCGGAUUAAUAACAGGAAUCUUUUUGCGACUACAAAUAUUCGAUCCUGUUGACGACAAACAAAUGUAUUUGGAUGAUCCAUUCUGGGUUGUGCCGGAAAUUAAGGACAAAAAGAGCAGUAUUUCUAAUCAAAUGAAUGACAGCAAAAUUUGAAGAAUAAUAAAAUAAUUAUUUUAAAAAACUGUAAUCUUUAUUUCAUUCUAUUGCCUCUCUAUGAUUUAUAAUUUAGUCUAAUAUGGUUAAUUUCAUCAACUUUAAAGAAUUUAUACGUAUAGAGUUCUAAAUGCUUACCUAAGGUGCUUAGGCUUUGAAUCAGAUUGAUGAUUCUGUUAAAUUUUAUCAUUUCUAUGACGCAUGUUUUGUAUUAUAAUCAUUUUCAUGGUCUCAAUUGUGCAAUGAUGUUGUUGUUUUUAAAUAAAAUAUUGUUUCCUUUUAGACAGAAAAAUAAAUUCUCUUUUUUUUUGUAUAA